Molecule: messenger RNA, 843 nt
Organism: Symbiodinium sp. CCMP2592
Lineage: Eukaryota; Dinophyceae; Suessiales; Symbiodiniaceae
Source: the annotation of a GenBank genome assembly
AUGCUCCAAAGUUGCUGGGAGCAAAUUCCAGGUUACGACUCCGAUGGGGAGGGCAGUGAGAGUGGCGAGCAGACAGCUGACUCGGAUGAGGAGGCGCCGUCGGAGGGCCGAUCACCCAGUACCGAGCAGCUGCUGCUCAUCGUGAAGACGGCUUUGGGCGAAAGGUGGGCAGAGGUUCCCUUCAUAGACCUCGCGCCGGUCCAGCCAGGGUCCAAAUUCUGCUCGAUAGCGCGGUAUAUGGCGGAUGGGCGUGGCUUGCCCCCGGCUUUCCGCAUUGACCGCAUUCAUGCUCCGCUGGUGCGAGAUACGUUUCUCUACAACGGUUUCCGGCCGACCAAAGGGGAGGACUGGCUCAUUAGCUGGACCGGACCCCGGAUGCGCGAGAACGUGCACAAGUUGAUGCACGAGUAUCAGCGGGUAAAUCAUUUCCCUCAAUCAACGGAGCUGACGAGGAAGGAUCGGCUCUGGGACAACUUUCAGCGAAUGUCGAAGAUGAUGGGAGGCGGCGCCUCCUUUGACUUCGUCCCCGAGACGUUUGUUCUGCCGCAGCAGUUGCGGGCCUUCAAACAGCGCUAUCUGAAGACCCGCGGCGAGCAGCUGUGGAUUGUCAAGCCCUCGGCCUCAUCGCAAGGAAGGGGAAUCUUCCUCCUCCGAAACCUCGUCGAACUUCCAACAAAAGAGUCGGUCGUGGUGUCCAGGUACGUCGAGAAGCCGUUGUUGAUCCAAGGUCUCAAGUUCGACCUGCGCAUCUACGUGCUCGUGACCUCCUUCAGCCCACUUCGGGCCUACAUCUACCGGGAAGGCCAGUUCGAGGUUUAUACUAAAUUAGGCUUCUACUCUUGA